Ruditapes philippinarum (Manila clam) is the source of this 1267-nucleotide messenger RNA. RefSeq lists its product as uncharacterized. The record is from RefSeq and is a predicted model, not a curated record. The coding region runs from base 224 to 1267 and encodes 347 amino acids. NCBI's taxonomy places the organism in Eukaryota, Metazoa, Mollusca, Bivalvia, Venerida, Veneridae. The transcript has 2 exons.
CAUCCAACACAUAAACUCCCUUAAAGGGCCCCACAGAUUACAGACGCAGCGAUCAGCGAUGUGGAGUGGUCAUAACGAGGCAUUAGCGAUAACGGAGUGGACGGAAAAUUCUUAGAUUAAAAUAAUUAACUGCUACCAUUAAUUUUAUAUUAAAUUAAACAAAGUUCUUCAAUAAUUUUGUUUUUAAGUCAAGUUAUUAAGUGUUAAUCAUUGGAUAUUAAACAUGAGUGAACCUGAUGAGACAAACUUGGCAGAGCGCCAGGGCGGAAAUGACGAGGUCAUUGAAGAUGCGCAUGAGCAUCAUAACAUAUUUUCUCGGUUAGCCGCCAUGGGGAACCAGACGAUAUCAUCUAAUGGAGGUGAUCAGAUUUCGGAGAUCACGGAAUCUAUAAAAAUAAUGCACGAAUCAAUGGAAUUUAUGAAACAAGAAAUUGUUUCAUUAAAAAACAAGAGGAAAACUGAAAAUGGCGAAACUUCAUCUAAACGCAUAAAACUGAUGGAGGCAGAAAAUGGCGCAUCCGGUUCCGAAGAUUCGGACAGUGAUGACGCAAUAGCCUCAUUUUUAGCUGACCAGAAUGAGGCAACUCAAGGGAGCAUCAACGAGAGCGAAUGGGCUGAGAUAACUGAUUUUUUUGAAGAAAAUCUUGAAACGGGAGAGGAAAUUCUGCCAGAUUUGGCAACAUUGGCAAAUUCGGUUUUAAGAGCGAAACCUAAGGAUGACAAAGUCGCCAGCUUGAAAAUAAAGCAUAAAAGACCAAAUAAUGUGGAAAAUCUACAAGUCACAAAGGUAGAUGAACAAUUAUGGCGACAGUUAAGACGAGAAACCAAAACAUUUGAUUAUGCAAUGCAGAAAAACCAAUUUACAUUAUGCCAUGCACUUGUUCCCACACUAAAACUAAUGCAAAAUCUUAAAGAGAAAGGGCCUGCAUCAGAGGCACGAGAUCUUGCAGCCGAUACAUUCAAGAUAUUAGCGUACGGAAUUAAUCAAUCCAACGAUGCGCGAAGGGAAAAAAUCAAAAAAGAUCUUCUGCCAUCAUACAAACCAUUGUGUAAUCAACCUUCAUCAGCAACCAAACUUUUUGGGGACAAACUUCAAGAAGAAAUAAAACAUCUUAAAGAAACAAAAACUAAUCUUACAUCUACCAGGCAACCUUUUUUAUCGAAAAAGGGAGGGGGGUUCAACAACUACAACCAACACCAGCGUAUCCAAAGCACACCGGCCUUCCCUCCACGAAACAACAAACUAGCUUGGAAUACUGUCAUAUAG